This is a messenger RNA of Coccomyxa subellipsoidea C-169, 1023 nucleotides long. RefSeq lists its product as hypothetical. The transcript is spliced from 6 exons. The coding region runs from base 1 to 1023 and encodes 340 amino acids. NCBI's taxonomy places the organism in Eukaryota, Viridiplantae, Chlorophyta, Trebouxiophyceae, Coccomyxaceae. The record is from RefSeq and is a predicted model, not a curated record.
AUGGCAUUUCCGGAGUUCGAGGUGCCUCUGACACCUCAGGACUUGCCUGCAGAGCAAACUUACGAAAUGGUCAAUGCCUCGCUCACUGCGCUCCAAGAAGCCUCUGAUGGGGUCUUCAACCGCAUCCAAGAUGCCGUCGAGGAAAGAAAAGGAACCAGCAAAAAUAGCUUGCAAUUGCCUGGGAGAGACCUGCCGCCGCCACCAGAGCUGCCAGCAGAGGACGAUGGCCGGGUGAGAGGGCAGGACACAGCUGAUCUGCUGCACUUCUUCAAGCAGGCACAGGCCACCUCGAGCGCCAUCACCACUCAGGCGCAGGCGAGCAGGCGGGUGGCGGAUCGGCCGUCGCCGCCGCAGCCGUUCAGCUUCCAGGAGCUUCCGUUCCCUGCGCUGCAGCUGCCGCGUACGCUGCCUGACCUGGAAGCUUCCUCGCAGCGCUCCUCUGCCAAAUCAGGCAACGGCCGGCCAGAGCCCUCCCGCCCGCGAGUGCCAUGGGAUCCAGCAUUCACAGGCCGGCAGAUCAGCCAAGAAAGCAGGAGCAGCCGCGCUUUGUCUGAAGAUGGCGAGCCUUCAGCCAAGCCGAAGCAGGCAGAGCAGACAAAAAGCCCCACUGUCAAUGGACGCACAAAAGAAGAGGCAGCAGAGCCUGAAGAGACAACAUGCAGCGAUGAGCUGGCGGCUGACAUGGGCAAACGCACAGACGCCUUUGCAGCAGCCACAAGCGGAAAGCGGCCGCCGCGGAGCCUGCCGCCGAGCCGGGGCGGGUCUGCAGAGGCGUUGGAUACGCAGGGUGGGGGGCCUACCCAAUCACAGCUGCGGCUGGGGGUCCCCCCGCCAUUCUUGGAGGGCCCCGGCAGCGUGGGAUCCCAGCGGCGAUUUGCGCACAUGGGGGACCUGGGAACUGCCCUUGACAAGCAUGUGGAUCUGGGGGCUUUGGGGGGCGUUCCGAGUGACUUGGAGCAGAGCAUUUUGAUGCGUCAGCGUUCGCUCUCCAGCCGCGCAUCCAUGGACGACCCAACUCACUGA